Phycodurus eques (leafy seadragon) is the source of this 3390-nucleotide messenger RNA. RefSeq names its product sushi-repeat containing protein X-linked 2 (gene srpx2). The transcript has 10 exons. Bases 231 to 1592 code for a protein of 453 amino acids. NCBI's taxonomy places the organism in Eukaryota, Metazoa, Chordata, Actinopteri, Syngnathiformes, Syngnathidae. The record is from RefSeq and is a predicted model, not a curated record.
UGACGAAGAGCUUUGAGCUGAGCUCCUGAGACAAGACAAACAAAAAGCUGCAAUUUCUCACCGGAGAAAAACCAGCGGGGCUUUUUAAAAGUGGUUUUAGUGUAAUUUGUCAAGGUUUUGUGGAGUGUCGACAUUUUUGGGAGAGUCUGACUCGGGACGUUAACAAGAAGCUGCGCACAACUUUUUUCCCCCUCCUGCUGCCAUCCUUUUGCCCGACCAGACUUUUGACUAUGCCCGGGAGCCUGGUGCUCUUCUUGCUCUUUUUAUAUGUCACAGCUGUGCGUGGGACCGCCGAGGAGGGCGGCGGCAACGAUGACGUCGUGGACGCUGACGACGCACUCCGCCUAGACUACACCCAACUUCACUGGUGCCACGCGCCGCGCCUCGUCAACGGCGAGCUGUCCUGCCACUCCCCCCGAGGCCGAGCGUAUCGGACCACGCAGGGCACCCGCUGCAACAUGAGCUGCGACCGAGGCUACCGCCUGAUAGGCCGGAGCUCCAUCCAGUGCCUCGCCGACCGCCGCUGGUCCGGCACCGCUGUCUGCCGCAAGAUGCGAUGCAGCGUGUUGCCGCUCAUUCCGCACGGCAGAUACACGUGCACGCAGGGCUUCGUGGCGGACUCCAGGUGCGACUUCACCUGCACGCCCGGCCGCCGCAUCGAGGGGGAGCACAGCCGCACGUGCCGGCAUGGCGGGACGUGGAGCGGCGUGCAGCCCAUUUGUUCAGAUACAGAACCUCCCAAAAUGAGGUGCCCGAGAUCCAGAAUCAAGGUAGCGGAACCUGCAAAACUGACUGCCAGAGUGACUUGGGAUGCACCGGUGGCCACAGACACAGCCGAUAAAAUACUCGACGUGAUCCUCGUGGGCCAGGAGCCCGGCACUGACUUUAAGGAGGGAGCCAACAUCAUCCGCUACAAAGUCUACGAUCAAGCCAGAAACAGAGCUGCCUGCAAGUUUAUCAUUCGGGUCGAAGUCAGGAGAUGCCCCGCCCUGCCCCCCCCGAUGCACGGCUCGCUCGCCUGCUCCUCCGACGUCACCAACUACGGCGCCGCGUGCGUCCACCUCUGCGACGGCGGGUACGAGCGCAGGGGCGCGGCCAGUCGGGUUUGCCAGUUUGACGGCAGCUGGAGCGACGGCCCUGCGGAGUGCGCUCCCAUGGCGAUCGAGUCGGAUGUGAAAACGGCGUCGGCUCUGCUGCGUCAGUUUUUCCAGAAGAGGCGCCUUCUCAUCCUGUCCGCGCCCGACAUCACCGACCCGGAGUACCACCUGCAGAACGUCAUGUUACAAAAAGCAGACUGCGGAUUACAACUGCGCCACGUGACGCUCAUCGAGCUGCUGGGCUCGUCGCCGCGCGAGACGGGACGCAUCAAGGAGAACAACUUGACCUCGGCGGUCAUCGACGAGUUGAGGCUCACAUUCCGAAUCUCCCGGCAGUACUUCAGCAUGGUUCUGGUGGACAAGCUGGGGCUGGAUCGGGAGCGCUUCAUCAACCCCCUGGCGUCGGAGGAGCUCUUCUCCUACAUCGACAGUUUCGUGCUGGACGAAGACGAGCGGGAGAAGCUCGAGCUCCACAGGGACUUCUGUGAUUCCUAAAGUCAGGAAAUAGAGAGAGAGAGAGAGAGAGAGAGAGAGACUGACAAAGUGACAUGCUCAUCGGGUCAUGAAAAUGAGGAGAGUGCUGAGAAAGGGCCGGAUGGGCGUGGGGCAGGAGGAAAGGUACACGGUUCUGACCUCCCACGCUAAAGUGCUUCGUGCUCAUCAUCAAUAGAAGUCACUUAACGAAAUAGAGCACAACACACAUCUGCAGUACUUGCAUACUCAAAACACUCCUAUCCCAAAUCAAGUUUCUCCACCUACAUCGGAAAUGCCAUUAAUCCAUUUUAGCCUUCCAAAAACACCCCAGAAUUUUGUAUACAUUUUUUUCUCCAACAAAAUAGCACUGCACAAUAUUGUAAUGUAUAAAAGCAUACAGCAAUAACAAAAUAGAAUGUAAAGAAAGCGUUUUGGCCCCCCCACACUUCACUUUCAUCGAACUUAAAUGGUUUUUUUUUUUUGCUUUAACGCCCUUGACUUCAUCAAGUCCUUCUGCUUCACUUAGCAACUUGACAAGAGUUCCCAAUGAUGACACGCUGUAAAAAUGCAAAGUCAAGUUGGAGCGGCCACGUCAACCCAAGUACGACGUCGCAAAGAUUUAGAAAAUCAGGUGAAAUAGAAUUUUUUUUCUGCAAGGAAUGAAUUUAAAAAAAUAAAAAAGGCCUCUUGGGGAAACGCUUUUAUGUUGUAAUGCCUAUAGAAAAUCUGGUAAAGAAAAACAAACAAAAAAAACCAAGCAAAACGGUACAAAACCCUUCAAAUUAGAGUAAAACAGUAUUCUUGAUUACUGUAUUUCUCAAUCUAUCUCCUCCUUUCCCUCAUCUGCUACUCGGGGAACUCUUCUACGAUCAGUUGACAAGUUUCAGUUAUAAAUAUCCACUAACAUGCGCUUAUGGGCCUAAAUUCUGAGGGAUUCUUAAAGUCGAGCCGUUAAAAUUACAGCGACGUCACUUCCCUUCAAAAUUCGACUUAAACAACGCAAAUGGAACAUUAUCGGUGUGAGGCGCAGUGUAGACAGUAGACAAGGUCAUGUGGAGGUCAGAUGAGAUCAAAUCAAGUUCUCAAGUCGAGAUACAACAAAAAUAAUCCAUAAAUGUUUGGUCAAUGUUUAUUGGCUGAAUAGGAUAGUCGAGGCAACUUCGAAGUAACCACGGGUUAAAAAUCUCAUCCAUCUGCAACUUGUUUCCAACAAAGACUUUACAACCCUUGUACAAAUAGUUUCUAUAUUGGUAACAAACAGCAAUCGCUAUAUAAAAUAGAUGAGCGCAAUUGGUUGUGCAGAUUACAAUAUAAAUUGCUUUACACCAUCACAACCUUUUGACACUUUCUGUGUGGUUGCGGUUUAAAAACAAAGCAAGUGAGAGUGUUCCUAAAAUAAUCCCACAUUUGAGUAAUCUUUGGCACAUUUGUCAUCAGAAACAUGUCAAAACUCGAGCCCAAUGAGUGGGAAGCCAAAGCCUCCUCACAGCCAAUCGGCUGCAUGUCCCGUCCUGUCGCUAGGCGAGUUUCUGUUCUUGCAAAAUAAACAUAAUUGCACACAAUCAAAUUGUUUCUGACCCAACAUUUUUUUUCUCUCGCAAAAGAUCCCAGCGUCCUCAUUUGCCCUUCUUCUUCUUCCUCAUGGUGGUACGCAAGGGAAGAGUGCCCUCUGCCCAUGAGUCGGGGUACUGCAUCAUCUUCUGCCACAGGCUGACCUCUUCUCCAACCGAAUCCAUCCCAACUUCAUCGUUUCCCAUUUUGACACUGCCUGAGGGGGGGAAAGGGGUGGCAGGUUGUUAAAUUGUAGUGAAAAUGACAU